AUGGAGGUGUUUGAUCGGAGGACGUGUAACGUGCCACUAACCCAGUGUGGAUUUAUUGAUAUGUUCGUACGUGAAGCGUACGCGAAUUUUUCGGAUUUCGCCAAUCUUGGACAUCUGUCAACGCAACUCGAAGCCAACUACGAGCAAUGGAAAUCGUUAGGUCCAUCUUGGACACCUGCCAACAACUCCUCGUUGCAAAUGUGA
Messenger RNA from Ostertagia ostertagi, 204 nucleotides. The record is from the annotation of a GenBank genome assembly. NCBI's taxonomy places the organism in Eukaryota, Metazoa, Nematoda, Chromadorea, Rhabditida, Trichostrongylidae.